Molecule: messenger RNA, 1671 nt
Organism: Drosophila busckii
Lineage: Eukaryota; Metazoa; Arthropoda; Insecta; Diptera; Drosophilidae
Gene: Flo1
Product: flotillin-1
Exons: 8
Coding region: 226-1518 (430 amino acids)
Biological process (GO): positive regulation of cell junction assembly; regulation of receptor internalization; protein localization to plasma membrane
Cellular component (GO): plasma membrane
Source: RefSeq, a predicted model, not a curated record
UUGACGAGCCGGUCGCGUACAACAUUAGCGCCUAAUAUUUUAUAUACAACUGUGCUGUCAUAUAUGUUCAUACAUAUUUAUUAAUUGCUUUUAGCAACUUUUGAUAAAGUCAAAAAGGCAAUUUGAUUUAAAUGCGGGCUUGAUAAAAACAUUAAAUCAGCAAAAAAGUAAAACCCCCAACGGAAUACGAAUACUCAUACGAUAUUUGCUUAAAGUUCUAUCAAAAUGACUUGGGGCUUUGUGACGUGUGGUCCAAAUGAGGCCUUAGUAGUUUCAGGAUGCUGUUACAUGAAACCAUUGCUGGUUCCUGGUGGACGCGCCUUUGUAUGGCCUUCAAUACAACGCGUGCAGCGCAUUUCUUUGAACACCAUGACACUGCAAGUAGAAUCUCCGUGUGUUUACACCAGCCAGGGUGUGCCUAUCUCUGUGACUGGCAUUGCUCAGGUGAAGGUACAAGGUCAAAACGAGGAUAUGCUGUUGACUGCUUGUGAACAGUUUCUGGGCAAAACAGAGGCUGAGAUUAAUCACAUUGCCCUGGUAACGCUAGAGGGACAUCAGCGCGCCAUAAUGGGUUCCAUGACAGUGGAGGAGAUCUACAAGGAUCGCAAAAAGUUCAGCAAGCAGGUGUUUGAGGUGGCCUCCAGCGAUUUGGCUAAUAUGGGCAUUACCGUCGUCUCUUAUACCAUCAAAGAUUUGCGCGAUGAAGAGGGCGACUCCAAGGGCUAUUUAAAAUCUUUGGGUAUGGCGCGUACCGCUGAAGUGAAGCGAGAUGCACGCAUUGGCGAAGCAGAGGCUCGUGCCGAAGCGCACAUCAAGGAGGCCAUUGCCGAGGAGCAACGCAUGGCAGCACGUUUUCUUAAUGACACAGAUAUAGCCAAGGCACAGCGCGACUUUGAGCUAAAGCGUGCUGCCUACGAUUUGGAGGUGCAGACCAAAAAGGCCGAAGCGGACAUGGCCUAUGAGUUGCAGGCGGCCAAGACCAAGCAACGCAUCAAGGAGGAACAGAUGCAAGUUAAAGUGAUUGAGCGUACACAGGAGAUUGCCGUGCAGGAGCAGGAGAUAAUGCGUCGUGAAAAGGAACUGGAUGCCACUGUGCGUUGCCCAGCUGAGGCUGAGAAGUAUCGCCUAGAGAAGAUUGCUGAGGCAAAUAAGCUGCGUGUCGUCAUGGAGGCCGAAGCAGAAGCUGAAUCGAUUAAAAUUCGUGGUGAAGCUGAGGCGUUUGCCAUUGCAGCCAAAGCUAAGGCUGAAGCUGAGCAAAUGGCCCAGAAGGCCGAAGCUUGGCGCGAAUAUCGUGAGGCCGCCAUGGUCGAAAUGCUUUUGGAUACUUUGCCAAAGGUUGCAGCUGAAGUUGCUGCGCCUCUCUCGCAGGCCAGGAAGAUAACCAUGGUUUCCAGUGGACAAGGCGAUAUUGGUGCUGCUAAGCUUACCGGAGAAAUUUUGCAAAUCGUCAACAAAGUGCCGGAGCUGGUGAAGAAUAUAACUGGCGUGGACAUUGCCAGGUCUGUGCAUGCUGGCUAAAUAUCCAAAAAAUUAACGAAACAAAACGAUCCAAAAACUGCAAAAGUAAUCUAUUGAAACAAAAAGCGCAUUUACACAUUUUUUUCUUUCAAACAAUUUAAUUAACUGGUGUCAUUUUGCACAAAACGAUUUUUGUGUUCUUUGUAAACAUAA